AUGGGGCUGAGCACAUGGUCUCUGUGUGACAAAUCAAAGACUUUUGGAACUAGCCCAGGUAAACUUGAAAAAGGAAUUAUGGAUAGUGAUGAGAUUUUUGAUGCAGUCGGGCAUUCCAAAUUUGUUCUCAAGAACCUUCAGCAUUACACAGUCCCUCCACAUCUGAGCCAGUACUAUGAGCCGCUGAAGCCCACCGUGCUGCAGAAAUUCAUGGCUCGAAACAAGAAAAUCUUAAGCUUCAUGCUCAAAGUCACAGAGUAUGAUCAGGAUAAGACCUUACUGAUAAUGACCAACAAUCCGCUUCCCUCCCCAAUGGACCAGCAAGGAAAGGACAACGCACCAAAAUACUUUCCCAAGGAGUUCCUGCUCAAGGUAAUGGAAAGGUAUCAACAGCACAAACCAACUGGGAACUUCUGCCUACCUCCAAUGCCUCAGAAAAAAAGGUUAACGCCUGAGCUGAAACCAAUCUUCUCUGUGACACUGUGGAAGAACCCUACAUCCAAGCAAGAACAAUGGUUUAGGUUUUCCACCAAGAAUGAUUUCAAAAGUGAAGGGAAAUAUUCAGCUUUCUGUACUUUGAGGAAACAGAAAACCAUGUACCCUCAGCUCACCUUUGCUCAAGUCUGUAACAAAGAUAUGAUAAAAGAUGUCUCCAAGAAGUCAGAAAGAGACAUGCCAACUUUGAAUUGGGAACCAUUAACCCUUUCAUCGCUUCUGGAAAAGAAGCCCACCAGAACCGCGCCUGGGGAGAGAGCCUUCCGCUAUGGAAGGGCCCAACAAUGGUUUAUAAAAGAUACCACUGUCAUUAAGUAA
This is a messenger RNA of Pteronotus mesoamericanus, 813 nucleotides long. RefSeq names its product testis specific 13 (gene TSGA13). Bases 1 to 813 code for a protein of 270 amino acids. The record is from RefSeq and is a predicted model, not a curated record. NCBI's taxonomy places the organism in Eukaryota, Metazoa, Chordata, Mammalia, Chiroptera, Mormoopidae. The transcript has 7 exons.